Molecule: messenger RNA, 1121 nt
Organism: Zophobas morio
Lineage: Eukaryota; Metazoa; Arthropoda; Insecta; Coleoptera; Tenebrionidae
Gene: Atg3
Product: ubiquitin-like-conjugating enzyme ATG3
Exons: 6
Coding region: 105-1061 (318 amino acids)
Biological process (GO): autophagy of mitochondrion; nucleophagy; autophagosome assembly
Cellular component (GO): cytosol; phagophore assembly site
Molecular function (GO): Atg8-family ligase activity
Source: RefSeq, a predicted model, not a curated record
AUUUCAAUGAACGAUCGAUAACCUCAAAGAAUGGAAUUUAAAGUUCAUAAUUAAAUCGAAAAAAAAAAGCUGAUAACUGCUGCACGUAUUAAGAGCUACGAAAAAUGCAGAACGUUAUUAAUAGUGUGAAAGGCACGGCACUCGGUGUCGCUGAAUACUUAACUCCGGUUUUGAAGGAAUCCAAAUUCAGAGAAACUGGCGUGUUAACACCUGAAGAAUUUGUUGCUGCUGGAGACCACUUAGUGCAUCAUUGUCCAACUUGGCAGUGGGCAGCUGGUGAUGAAAGUAAAGCUAAGCCAUAUUUACCGAAAGAUAAACAAUUUCUAGUUACUCGAAAUGUACCUUGUACAAGAAGAUGUGAGCAAAUGGAAUACUCUGGAGAGUUGGAGAGGAUUAUUGUGUCAGAUGAUGCUGAUAAUGGUUGGGUAGACACACAUCACUAUGAUCAGGAUCAAAGUACCGCUGCGGUGGAAGAGAAGAUUUCAGAAAUGACUUUAAGUGCUUCUAAGGGUGAUAGUAUGGAAGAAGCGGCUUUAAAUGAUGAGAAGAAUGAUGAUGGUGAGGACGACGAAGAUGAUGAGGAGGCAGCGGAUAUGGAAGCGUUUGAAGAGAGUGGCAUGUUAGAUGAUGAACAGGCUACUACAGUGAUUCAACCCACAUCAUCUGCAAGUAAAGAAGCUGAUGAAGAUGGUGAAAUUAUUCAUACACGCACAUACGAUUUGCACAUUACAUAUGAUAAAUAUUAUCAGACACCGAGGCUUUGGCUAACUGGUUACAAUGAGCACCACAAACCUCUAACUGUAGAAGAAUUGUAUCAAGACGUUAGUAAAGAUUAUGCCAUGAAGACUGUCACAAUGGAGACUCAUCCCCACUUAAGUGUACCAAAAAUGGCAUCAGUUCAUCCAUGCAGACACGCUGAAGUGAUGAAAAGCAUUAUUGAAACAGUGACUGAGGGUGGGGGUGAGUUAGGGGUCCAUAUGUAUCUUAUUAUAUUUUUGAAAUUUAUGCAAUCUGUUAUACCAACAAUUGAAUAUGAUUAUACUCAGAAUUUCACUAUGUAAUGAGGUUAUACUGCUUCACGCCACAUUCAUAGUCAUUAUAGCUUAUUAUUGUUGUGUUUA